This is a messenger RNA of [Torrubiella] hemipterigena, 534 nucleotides long. The record is from the annotation of a GenBank genome assembly. Lineage: Eukaryota; Fungi; Ascomycota; Sordariomycetes; Hypocreales; Clavicipitaceae.
AUGCUUUCCCUCACCUUCAGAGAAGCUUCCACAGACGACGCUCCCGAGCUCGUCACUUUUAUCAACGCCGCAUACCGCGGAGAGACGGCAAAGAAGGGAUGGACCACUGAGGCGGACCUACUAUCUGGCACACGCAUUGAUGACGUGGAAAUUUGCCAUAAAAUUGAGGCCCCCAGAUCAUACCUCAUCAUGGCGCACGAUGCCGAAAACAAGCUGGCGGCAUGCUGCGAGGUCUUGUGCCAUGAAAGCAACGUUGCCUACUUUGGUCUGUUUGCUGUCGAUCCUCAGAGACAGGCUGGGGGCAUUGGAAGACAAGUUCUUGAAUAUGCUGAAGCCUUUUGCAAAGAGAAGUGGCAGUGUCCCAAGAUUGAAAUGCAAGUCAUUUGGACACGAACUGAGCUGAUUUCGUGGUACGAGAGACGAGGAUACAAGCUCGUGCCUGGAGUAACAAGACCAUUCCCUGUACAAAACUUGAAGAACGGACAGCCGCUGAGAGACGAUUUACACUUUAUUGUAUUGGAGAAGACUCUUUAA